UCGUCACACUCCCCUAUUUCUGUCACUAACUAGUAAGGACGGUACUAUACUAGAUACAUCGGCUGCGUCGUAUUGUUUUCAACUUUUUAAAUUGCUCUUAAAGAUGAAUCAUCUCAGCAAAAGGAAUAUUUGGGGGUGGUUGAAUACCGUUUUUAACAGGUUUGAUCCAAGUCGGGUCAAAGAUGUUGGUCCAGAUAGGGCGUGUGCUGAGUGGCUGCUCAGGUGCGGUGCUGGGCUCAAAUGGAAGAAUUCAAAGACUUUACUGACGGAUUACAACUCGCUACCAAUCACUGGAGGCCAAAAAAUUGUCGAAAUUAACGCAACUGACGCGGCAAUUAUGGAUUGCGGCUUUCCUCAUUUCAAGGGGCUUACCGACGUGGAGAAAAUUGUUUUCCACAAGUGUGGAUAUCUGACGGACAGUGCAAUUCUGUACCUGCCAAUUUUGAAAGCCUCACUGAAGCACUUGCAGAUUUCCAGUUGCGGAAACAUCACUGUAGAAGGAUUGCAACCAAUCAAGCAAUUAAGCAAAUUGCAAAGCCUAUUACUGUAUGACCUCCCUGAAAUUAACAACAAAGAUGAGGUUGCACAAGAUUUGCAAUCAGCACUGCCGCAAUGCAAAGUCAGUUUUCCUUACGCGCUAGCAAAGGAGCUGAUAGAGGAGAGUGAGAAAGACAAGCAGCAACCGUAAUAGAGUAUACUGUAUAGGCUGUUUAGUGAUAAAAUAUUGUUUUGCAAGACUGAUCAAAUGAGUCCUCUAUUUUAAAUUGUAUCCAACACAAUAUAUGUUAAUUACAUGAAAUUAAAAAUGUGAUCCAAAUGUUUAUUGAAAUCAUUAACAAAUUUAAUAAAAGUUAAAAAAUGGCAAAUUA
Cloeon dipterum is the source of this 869-nucleotide messenger RNA. RefSeq names its product ATP synthase subunit s, mitochondrial. Bases 104 to 688 code for a protein of 194 amino acids. The transcript has 4 exons. The record is from RefSeq and is a predicted model, not a curated record. Lineage: Eukaryota; Metazoa; Arthropoda; Insecta; Ephemeroptera; Baetidae.